ACCGAGAGGAGAUGAUUCCGGCUCAGUUGUGGGUUGACUUUCACGUCGGUUGGAUCGGACGACGAAGUGAGACGCACGACGACGGUGGCCGUUUCGACCGGUUGCCGAUAUUGAAACCGGAACUUUAGCAGAGAGUGCCUUGGGACCGUUUCACCGUUUGCUCCUUUACGAGUUUCGGAUUUUUUUGUGUGUGUGUGUUGAGUGAAAAGAAAAUCCUACAGACGGAUAGCUUCGCCGGAGAGUUACAACUUUAGCUAGAAAAUAUUUAAAUCCAUUAAACACACGCAACAAUCGAUCGUGCUAACAGUAACCAACCAAACACACACACCUAUUAGUCAUACUUUUUCUCGUCCUCGAAAACUGGCCACCGCGCGGAACAACAUCCCACUGGACACGAGGCGGCAACGCAAUUCUAUAAUUAAACAGCCAAAAACGAAAAAAAAGCAAUAGCACCAAAUUGGCGACGGCACAUCGGCUAACGGCUUGGUUGGUGUUAUUUGUGUUCCUUUCCCUUGGCCGCCCGCGCCAAACCCAACGGACACGGCGCGACAUCGGCGGUCGUGUGACCGUGACCUUGUUUGAGAGGGGAACAGACCUUUUCUCCAUUUCCGUGUCCCACACCCCGUUCCGCAGAAUCGAUGUGCUUUUCGAGUGUGUAUAUCAGCGUGUGUGUGUGUUGAAGUGGUUUAAAAGAAGGAGCCUAACCAUCCACGGGGUUACGAGACCCAUUAAGGACCCCCGUUACGAAUCAAACUCAUAAACUUUAGACGAACGGAUGUAGUUUAGAAAGUGUGCGAAUGCAGCGAUCGUUCAACGAGCGUACGAACGACGCACAAGAGUAAAGGGACCAACCCGGCGAACCACAUCGUUCCAACAGUCAGCAACAUUCCACAGUAUCUUCUUACUCAGCUGCCAACCGUGUGUACAUCUCGCAACAGACAGACCGUCGUUCUGAAAAUACAGCAUGGAGCAUUGUUUUACUGCGUAACGGCUUUUUUGCCAAGAAGCAACCAAGAGACCGGUGAAAUCUAACGGGAGUACACAAGCUGUAUCUGGCAGUGCAGAGGGCAGUCAGCUUCCAACAGUUCAUCCAUCCACCGAAGCGAUUUCACCUAACGUUUUACCGCUGUUGGGUGUAUUUUUUGGGUGCCGUUUGCAAACUAUCCAAACAGUCUCCACAGCACAACACAUCUCAGCCGCACAAUUCUGCGCUACGUGACGAUAACGGAAAAGGUUUUGUGGCGGUUUUCCAACCAGACACUAUCGUUUACAUCGCUUGCAUCUUAUGAUCCGAAGUACCAGAGAGCAGGCGAGCGCAAAAAACCCCCCUCAAGCCCCUCAUCACAAAUGGACAGGUUCAGCAGACAGAACGGCAGUCGACCGGUGGUAUUGGUAGCGUUACUUCUCCUAUUUAUUGCAGUGUCAGUCAUUAGUGCUACACGCCGAUGAUUGGGCGAUCCGAGAGUGCAGCGGUCAUGCAGGAACAGUUAUAACAGUUGGUCAUAAAAUUUAACAGAAACAAAAAUGAUUUGAAAAAUACGAUAUGAUCACCGCAGUUUCAACGGCCUCACUCUGGGUGCUACACGAAAAAAACGAAAAGAAACAGUCCCACUAGCAAACGAAUGGCCAGUUAAAAGAUGGUAUGCAAAUUAACUCCUCUUCAUCAUCCUCUCCACGUGCGACGCCGUUGAUGCUUGAGUGUGGCGGCGAAUGAUGCGUUGGUUCAGUUUGUUGACCGGUUGUUUGCUCCCUUUUACGCAUCUGGGUGUAGCAGCUCUGCCUGCUUAUAAUCACUGUACUGUUUGCGAAAGGCAAGAAAGUGACCGAAAUGCAAUGCCUUGUUUUGAAUGUUGAAACGUUUAGCAGAGGAAACGAUCCAAAAUGGGUGUUGCUUAUGCAGUUAAGUAACGCACAGUGAAUCAUGAGACAUCGAAAGAGUUCUCCCGGAAUACUAUCAUCAGAACAAACAGUGGGUGUUUUUGUUCCUACGCGCCAAAUCCGUCUGUUCACCGAUGAGUCAGACGCAUUUGGCAGUGGCAGCUAUACUGGAAGUCACGAAAUAAACCCAUUUGCCGUCAGAAACACGUGGGAAGGAAGAUUAACACACUCAUCAAAAUAUCGAUAGAACAAGCGAAUAGUGUUGUUGCUUGCCUCCCAAUAUCCUCUGAAAAUCGGUCACAUUUUCGGUCACAAAACGGUUAAGCUUACAAUUUAAAAUUUGCCUGUUAAAAGCUAUUCGCUCCCCUGACCUUGUUCCAACAUCUAGCUCUAGAAUUAAGCCUGAAUUCCCUUUACUUUUACUGUCGCACCGAACGACAUUAUCCGCCAAGAUGCCGGGCGAACAGAUAGAGUGGAAGGUUGAAAGCGCGCUGCGUUUUGCCCAUUUUGCCAACCGUGUAAGUGACCGAGUGCACUGGAACGAGUUCAGAAACUGCCAGUAGAGCAUUGAAAACAGGUUUCUGUAGGUAACCGGAAGGGUGCACACUUUCGAACCAGGAAGACUUUUGCUCGACCAAGAUCAGUAAGCAAGGGGGACGGAGAUAUCUCCAUCUCUCAUUGCAAACGUGUAUCAACUAAAUGGCAUUCGAAAGGGCCCACUUGGAUCGAUCCAUCUACGUAGAACCAACCGCGUCCCUGUACCUCACCGGUCAACGAAACUCCUCCUAAACCUUCUAACAUCACAGCUCCGAUGUCAUCGUCGUCGGCAGUGCAGCAAUGCAUCUUCUGCUUGGCACGCUUCAACUGGGACAAUUAGGGAAAUGGGUCAUAACCUGUUUGUGCCCCGGCCGAAGACUAGGGCGAAUGAGGUGUGGUAGCGUCUGUGUGACCUGCUCCCUAUAUUACAAUGUUUAAUCAGACGCCAUGGCUACGGUAAGCAGGCAGAGCAAGCGAUUGUGCGGAUGAUGCCCCUUCCAUGAAGUUCUUCGGCACAUGUGGAGUGAAGUGCAGGAAUGGUUUUACGCAGUAUUGCCGGUUCCUAUCACUGACCAUUGCGUUGGAUCGUCAUUUGAAGCUUUUUUUUUUGCUGUUGUUACCAAUUCCUUUUUCAGACGAGGUUGAAACAGAAUAAGAUAACCUUCUGGAAAUGCCGUACGCCGGCGUAGCAUUGAUAGUGAGCAGCGAGCUGUUAAAGCUACUUGCGCUGUUCGUGAGACAGUGGCCACUUGUUCCGAACGCACAGCGAAUUUAUUUGACCGCUUGUAGACGGCCAACACGAACUGUUGCGGCACGAUGAGCUCUUAAAAUAGAAGUUUGCUGAAUAGCAAACAAGAUCGAGUGCAGUGAGACGACCUAGAUCAACAUUAGACAACAGCACUUGUAUGGCCGUUUUUGAAUUGGUAGUAAAACCUAUAUAAGAGGAAUUUUCAAGUUGGUAAAAAAAAACAAAUAUUUUUGGGCUAUGGAAGUGCCAAGCAGAGUCGAGCUAAGAGUUCGGAACAGGAUCAACAAGGAUCAAGAAAACGGGUCUAUCAGCAAUAAAACGAUGUUGCUGUCCCACAACAAAAACCCAUUAUUGCCAAUGUUAUAGCGGUCAUAUUUUUGAUUCCGAAUCAUUAGCUACGAACGAACGCCGAUUUAGGAAGCCUAGCCGUGAAAUGGGUGUCUUCUGUAAAUGUUGCUGGUGUGCUGCUUAAAUGCAGCCACACCAGGACGUUAACAGUGAAGUGCUUUGUGUCGCCUGUCGGGCUAUCUGUAGCGUGCUUAUAUCCUCAAUUCCACUCGAGGCAAGCGGACCUGUCUUGGUGUGAGAAAUUGCUGCCAUGCAACAUCCACUUCUUGGUGGCGCACUUCUCCAACCGGAAGUGAUAGUAACCGUUUGAGCGUGUUUCGACAUAUCGCCCGUGUCGAACCUCGAACAAAGCAUCCUCUUCUCUCACGGUACGACAUCGAUGCAUCCGCGGAAACCCAAAGACAUGAAGCUGACAAACGGAAUGUGUGCGUCAGAACGUUACCAUAUUCAUGAAUGAAUCAAGCGUGGUGGCGGUGAGGAAAGUGCGAACGGCGGCGGUAGGAACGCACUUGAGCUUAGCUAAACGAACAAAGUGUUCGGGGUGCGUGCUCCGGGCGGAAAUGUUGAUAUUAUCGUAUUGUACACGUCGACUCUGCUCUGCUCAGGGCUGCUGGCUCACUACACCAAGUACAUGCGUCAGCUGUGACGAGUUGUGAUCGGACAGGAAGCAAGUGAAAGAAGCCAAAAGGAAACUGCAAUCGUCAUUCGUUGAAUGCUUACUGCACAAGAUAGCUCCUCUUCUGGAAGUGAUUUGCUGCAUCUUCAAGCUCCAAAGUCACUUCAUGCAUGAACAUGCACGUGGCCAACGAAGUAUUCACAACGUUGAGACCAACUUAAAGAAAGGGUUUUUGAGCCGCGCUCGCGUGUGAGUGCUUCAUAUAAUCAAGCUCACUUCAAUCACGUACGGGCUAUUCAAUCCAUUUUCUUUUUUUUUGUUGCUGCUGUAUCCCUAACUAAAGCAAACGAUUGAUACGAAGCUCGUUAAAAUAAUCCCGAGAGGCGCGUACUUUAAACAGCGCUCAUCCACUUUUAACAGCGAUACGAUAGAUGGUAGCAAGAAGAAGCUCGGUGAAACGGGGCAUCGAGUUGGAAUAUGUGACGGGAAUUAGAUGCUACCAUUGCACGGUGGCACCACCGAGCCGGCAUCAAAACAACACCAAAACGCAACUGUGCUCCAAGUUCGAUGAAUCCAGCUACUAUGAAGUGGACUGUCCCUGGUCAACCAUGUGCAUGAAGCGCAUCUUCAAGCUGAAGCUACUGAAGGGCGAACAAGAGACGGUCAGCCGGGGUUGUGCCCAGCAAAAGAACACGGAACAGGUGUACCGCUCCGGUUCCUGGACACCGCAGCACAACAUCGAGGAACCGUACACGGAGGGAUGCCAAACGAUCGACGAUUCGACGUACUGCUUCUGCCGGGGGUCUCUGUGCAAUUCGGCCACGAAAACGACAGACCGAGGCAACUACCACACGGACGCGAUGGCCGUUAUUUUCGUGUUCAACGUAAUGAAGUACAUUCGCAGCGCCGAGUUCUGAACGGUGCGCGACCGUGCGAAUAAGAAAUAAGAAAAACAUAACGCAACAGUGAUCGACAGGUUUCAACAUCUGAUCAUACUAAUGUGAUAUUGAAGUGCUGUCCGAUGCGACAAUGCUUCAGCAAAAAAUACUAUGCCCUCGACUAUAAUUAUGGCAAGAAUAAAAUGAUUUGUUGUAUUGUUAC
This is a messenger RNA of Anopheles stephensi (Asian malaria mosquito), 5228 nucleotides long. RefSeq lists its product as uncharacterized. The transcript has 4 exons. Gene Ontology annotation, biological process: positive regulation of voltage-gated potassium channel activity; regulation of synaptic transmission, cholinergic; sleep. The record is from RefSeq and is a predicted model, not a curated record. NCBI's taxonomy places the organism in Eukaryota, Metazoa, Arthropoda, Insecta, Diptera, Culicidae. The coding region runs from base 4559 to 5044 and encodes 161 amino acids.